Messenger RNA from Staurois parvus, 396 nucleotides. The record is from the annotation of a GenBank genome assembly. NCBI's taxonomy places the organism in Eukaryota, Metazoa, Chordata, Amphibia, Anura, Ranidae.
CUGAGUAACAAUUCUGUGUCCCUGAGUAACAAUUCUGUGUCCCUCAGUAACGAUUCUGUGUCCCUCAGUAACAAUUCUGUGUCCCUGAGUAACGAUUCUGUGUCCCUGAGUAACAAUUCUGUGUCCCUGAGUAACGAUUCUGUGUCCCUCAGUAACAAUUCUGUGUCCCUGAGUAACAAUUCUGUGUCCCUGAGUAACAAUUCUGUGUCCCUGAGUAACGAUUCUGUGUCCCUGAGUAACGAUUCUGUGUCCCUGAGUAACAAUUCUGUGUCCCUGAGUAACAAUUCUGUGUCUGUCCCUGAGUAACAAUUCUGUGUCCCUGAGUAACGAUUCUGUGUCCCUGAGUAACAAUUCUGUGUCCCUGAGUAACGAUUCUGUGUCCCUGAGUAACGAUUC